This is a messenger RNA of Cotesia congregata, 591 nucleotides long. The record is from the annotation of a GenBank genome assembly. Lineage: Eukaryota; Metazoa; Arthropoda; Insecta; Hymenoptera; Braconidae.
AUGGCUCCAACAAAGAAAAUAUUGAUAGGCUGCACUGGGAGUGUUGCAACAAUUAAAUUGCCGGAAUUAUGUGAAAAAUUACGUGAUCAUUGCCUUGAAUUUCGGGUCGUGGUAACAGAACGGGCUAAACACUUUUUGAAAGAAUCAGAAUUGCCUCCUGGAACUCAAAUUCUUUCGGAUACCGUUGAAUGGGCUGCUUGGCAGGAUCGUGGUGAUCCUGUGCUUCACAUUGAUUUAGCAAAGUGGGCAGAUUUAUUUUUAAUUGCGCCAUUAGAUGCUAAUACACUUGGUAAAAUAGCUUCUGGUAUUUGUGACAAUAUACUUACAUGCGUCGCACGAGCUUGGGAUGUUAAAAAACCAUUAUUAUUUUGUCCGGCUAUGAAUACUAGAAUGUGGGAUCAUCCAAUUACAGCUCCACAGGUUGAACUGUUAAAAUCUUGGGGAUAUAAAGAAAUAAGUUGCAUUACCAAGACUUUGAUGUGCGGCGAUACAGGUAUUGGUGCUAUGGCAGAAGUCGAUACUAUCGUGCAAGCAACGCUCAGAUAUUUGAAUUCUUGGGAGCCCUACUCAUCGUUAGGUAGAAGACAUUAA